Molecule: messenger RNA, 2838 nt
Organism: Seminavis robusta
Lineage: Eukaryota; Bacillariophyta; Bacillariophyceae; Naviculales; Naviculaceae
Source: the annotation of a GenBank genome assembly
AUGUCCUCUUCGUCUUCUUCUACUAAUACUUCUUCCAAUGGUUGCCAGUUGGUACACCAUGGUGCUGCAGUGACUUCCUCGACCAAAGUGUUGACUUGGCUUCCUUCUUCUGGCAAUGAUACGCCAACCAUUGCGUUCGCGUCGCAUGCCAUGAUCAAUGUGGCGCGUCCCGUGGCGGUCAGGUUUCCUCGCGACAAACAACAAGAACAACAAGAAGAAGAGAAACAAGAACAACAAGAGAAACAAGAUGACGAAUGGAUUUGGAAUGUCCAAGAGACGUUGCGAACAACCCUCUGUUACAGUGUAAGUCCUACCGCAAAGGUACCUACCAUUACGGCCUUGUCGUACGUCAAGCCAGUGGCUACAGAUACUACUACUACAGAUAGUAAUAGUAGUACACUGGCGGCGGGCUUUUCCAAUGGCAGUUUGUCCGUGUGGACAAAGCAAGACGAGACGAAUCAGGAAUGGAACGAAACCGUGUGGAUGGAUGCCAUUGCCACGGCAAAGGAUAGUACGACGUCAGAAGCGCCUCGUUCCAUUACCGAUAUUCAGGGCAUUCGUCUGCCCCACAAUCAUACUAUUUGGUUGGCCGCCUGUUCGUCGGCAGGAGUCACGCAUCACUCCUAUCAAAAUGACAACAAGACCCAUCGGUCGUCCCUAGUGACACACCAUACCGCCAGUACCGUGCAAUGGGAAUCUCUAUCCGACUCGACACUUUUGCUACUGAUUGGAACGGCGGCACCCCGACACAACAAAAUCAUGAUUUAUUCCAUUCCUAUACCAGCAAGCACAACCACAGACAAUCAUCCAUUUCACUACUGCGGAGCUCUCACUGGACACGAAGAUUGGAUUGGGUGCUUGGCGUGGCAACAAACACUAUCGUCGUCACCCGAGAAUGGCUCGUACAUGCUGGCAUCUGGGAGUCAGGAUUGGAAGAUUCGGCUGUGGAAAUUCACCACCACGGCCGUCAAGGCAGAAAUCAUAACAACAACCACGACAAACGAGGAGGAUCAAGACGAAAACCUUGAGGAUGACGACGAAGUCGAUGUCGAGGAUGAAGAAGACUUUGAAGAACACGAAUCCCGAAUGGAUAUUCUCUGGCACGACGAACAACAACCAUAUCAAACCAGUGUGUCGUUGGAAGCCUUGCUCUUGGGACACGAAGGACCCGUCACGGCGGUCGAGUGGUAUCCAUCACAAUCAUCAGAACAACUAUCAUCACAACAAUCAUCAUCGUCAAUAUUACUCUCGAGCAGUAUGGAUCGCAGCAUUUAUCUGUGGUCGCCGUCGCAAGAUGAUGGCAUUUGGACCCCCGUCACACGCGUCGGCAGUGCCGGAGGCAUUCUGGGAGGAUCCGUCGGGUCCACGCUCUUGGGAUAUCUCAAUGUUCUUAUUCAACCGCCCUGGUUGAUGGGACAUGCGUACGGGGGUGCCUUGCACAUUUGGCAUUCCAGCAACAAUAAUCCACAUUUCUGGAACGCCACACCGUGUCUGACGGGACAUUUUGAUGGAAUUACCGAUUUGUGUUGGGAAUCGACUUUUGGAGAGUACCUCCUCACAGUCAGUUUGGAUCAGACAUGUCGUCUCUGGGCGCCACUACAAACCAACUCAACCAACAACAAUAAAAAGUCGGCAUGGGUCGAAGUGGCCCGGCCGCAAGUCCACGGAUACAACUUGUCCGCCAUUACAUCACUGUCGUCACCCGACCAUCGACACUGGAUCGUCAGUGGAGCCGACGAAAAGGAAUUGCGAAUCUUGGAUGCACCCAUGACCACCGUGCGGAUCCUGCAAGCCAUUUCAGGAACGAAUGACAGCAGCAGCAACAAGGAAAACAUCGACAGGGUCGAACGGGCGUACAUUCCUUCACUGGGACUGAGUAAUAAAGCCACAGCGGCCGAUGGUGCCGAAGAAGAUGUACACGGGAUAGAUGACGACAACAACAACAAUGCGAGUCGAACUGUCAAUCUUCCUUUGGAGAGAGAUUUGGGGGCAUUGUCGCUGUGGUUGGAAACACGCAAACUGUUUGGCCACAAUACGGAACUCUAUUGUGUCACGUCCACACUCGAGGCCAAGACAGCCGCAAUGCUGGGCAAACAAGACGACGAUGUGCUCCUACUAGUGGCAUCCACCACCAAGGCACGUGAUGUGGAUGCCGCCGCCAUUCGUAUCUGGAAUCCACAAAAUGGCGAAUGCGUACAGGUUUUGUCGGGAGGGCACAAGUCAACCGUCGCCACCAUGAGCUUUUCACCCGAUGGAGGCAAAUACUUGGCGUCGGCGGGAAAGGACCGUCGACUAUGCGUCUGGAAACGCUCUUCGGACGGCAAUCAGUACCACCUGGCAGCGGCCAAGGACACGGCGCACAAACGCAUCAUUUGGUCGGUGCACUUUUGUCCCUAUGAUUCCACCAUCUUGGCGUCGGGUUCGCGGGAUGGAAAUAUCAAGAUAUGGAAGUUGUCGGACAAGGACGAUGAACUGACAAUGGAGCCUCUCUUUAGCUUUGCUCCUGCUACACAGAAUCAUGCUCAAAAGCCCGAUUCGGUGACGGCACUGGCAUUGGCGCCUAGACCACUGCCGCAAAACAACCAUGCACUGCUGGCGAUCGGGUUGGAGUCUGGUUUAAUGGAACUGUGGUCCAUUCCCAUUGACUCGUCGGCUACCGAGGAUGCAGCCCCCCAACUGAUCCAGUGCUUGCCGGGGAGCAUGUGUCAUGUGGCAACCGUUACAAAGUUGACGUGGCGACCUCUACGCAACGAAAACAGUGAUGUUUUGACUCUUGCCAGCGGCUCGACGGAUCAUGGUUGCCGUGUCUUUGAGAUCGAAACUAGCAGCCUCUUGUAA